Molecule: messenger RNA, 3265 nt
Organism: Manduca sexta (tobacco hornworm)
Lineage: Eukaryota; Metazoa; Arthropoda; Insecta; Lepidoptera; Sphingidae
Product: WD repeat-containing protein 26
Exons: 9
Coding region: 505-2157 (550 amino acids)
Biological process (GO): proteasome-mediated ubiquitin-dependent protein catabolic process
Cellular component (GO): GID complex
Molecular function (GO): protein binding
Source: RefSeq, a predicted model, not a curated record
AGGUCACUAUACAACACGAUUUCGCCCGAUGCGCAACCGAACAAAACACGAACGUCACCCGAAACGGAAAAGAAGGGCGACUCGCGUAGAAAGACAUUAGACAGCUGUCGCAUCAUUUUCAGCUGAUUUUUGUGUACGCAUCGCGAACGUCGCUUAGUGAAGGUGAUCCAGGCGCAUCAUAACGGUACCAGAGACACGGCGUGACUCGCACAAUCGGAGAAGUGGGCACAAGGUCGAGACGCGAGGGCAGCUAGGAAGCGACGGUUUCGCAGCGUCGAACAAAGGGAGAUGGUUGAGUGAGCGCGGGUGGUGGCGGGCGUGACGUCACUCGGCGUCGGCGGCGUCGUCUCGGCCGAUGCGGCGGGCGCGCCGGUGAUCUCGGUGCGCGCACUCGCAGCGCAGCGGGCCAGCCUGGCCUCCAGUGAGUCGGGGGACGAGGGCGCAGGGCACCGGCCGCCGCGCAAGCGGACCCGCAGGCUGUCGCCGCCCGCCCGGCCCGCGGCCAUGCACCAGCCGUGCGCCAACGGCGCGCAGCAGCGCCACCUCAACGGCGAUGCCACCAAUGGCGAGCUGCCGCCGCCCGCCCGCGUCCUGGACCAGACUGACCAGGAGAUCGUGCGCCUCAUCGGGCAGCACCUCAUCUCCAUCGGCCUCGAACGCAGUGCGGCGCUCCUGAUGGAGGAGUCGGGGCUGCACCUGGAGCACCCGGCGGCGGCCACGUUCCGCCAGCACGUGCUCGCCGGCGACUGGGUGAAGGCGGACCACGACCUGCGCGCGCUGCACGAGCUGCUGCGCGACUCGCCGCACGUCGAGCCCCACAACCUCGCCGAGAUGAAGUUCGUCGUGCUCGAGCAGAAGUACCUCGAGCACCUGGAGGCCGGGCGCGUGCUGGACGCCCUGCACGUGCUGCGCAACGAGCUGACACCGCUGCAGCACGACACGGCGCGCGUGCACCGCCUGUCCGCGCUCAUGAUGUGCGCCUCGGCCGGCGAGCUGCAGGCGCGCGCGCGCUGGCCCGGCGCCGGCGAGGUGUCGCGCGCCUCGGUGCUGCACCGCGUGCAGGCCGUGGUGCCGCCGGCGCUGAUGAUGGCGCCGGAGCGGCUGCGCGUGCUGCUGGCGCAGGCGGCGGCGCAGCAGGCGGCGCGGUGUCGCUUCCACUGCGCGCCGCGGCCGCCGCCCGCCGCCGACCAGAUCCCCUUCACGCUGCUGGCCGACCACCACUGCUCGGCGGACAACUUCCCGAUCCACUCGCUGCAGGUGCUCAACGAGCACUGCGACGAGGUGUGGUACUGCAAGUGGUCGCCGGACGGCUCGCGGCUCGCCUCCGGCUCCAAGGACAAUACCGUCAUGAUAUGGGACUACGACCCCAACGCGAAGAGACUUUCCUUUAGAAAAUCCCUGGAAGGUCACACAUAUGGAGUGUCAUACUUGUCGUGGAGUCCGGACGGUCGGUACCUGAUCGCGGCAGGGCCCGAGGACUGCCCCGACCUCUGGAUAUGGAAUAUGGAGACGGAGCAGCUGCACGUGAAGAUGACGCACUCGCAGGAGGACUCGCUGACGGCGGCGGCGUGGCACGCCUCCUCCGACAAGUUCGUGUGCGGCGGCGCGCGCGGACAGUUCUACCAUUGCGGACUCGACGGCUCGCUGCUGAACAGCUGGGACGGCGUGCGCGUGAACGCGGUGUGGUGUCGCGCGGACGGACGCGGCGUGCUCGCCGCCGACACGCACCACCGCGUGCGACACUACGACUUCACCGACCUCACCGACCGCAACCUCAUCCAGGAAGAGCACGCGGUGAUGGCGAUGACGCUGAACCAAGCGGACACGCUGCUUUUGCUCAACGUGGCCAACCAGGGCGUGCACCUCUGGGAUAUACGAGCGCGUGCGCUGGUGCGUCGGUUCCGCGGCCUGAGCCAGGGACACUUCACUAUCCACGCCUGCUUCGGCGGCGCGCACCAGGACUUCAUCGCAUCCGGCAGCGAGGACAAUAAGGUGUACAUCUGGCACAUAAACGGCGAGGAGCCGAUCGCGGUGAUCUCCGGACACACGCGGUGCGUGAACGCCGUGUCGUGGAACCCCGUGCACCACGACGUGCUCGUGUCCGCGUCCGACGACUACUCGCUGCGCCUGUGGGGGCCGCGCGACCACCGCUCCUAGUCACCGCGACACCCGAGGUGACGAGACGUGACGACUCAGCGGCGAUAUCCACAUAAUCUAGAGUACUGUAUUUAAGUCCCUUCGAUUAACUUAAUUAAGACUUAAUUAUAUCGAAAAGAGUUUAAUAUUUUGUAGCGGAGACCGCGCGUAGCUCUAUUUUUUUAACGAACCCCGGAAUCUCUCGAGUUCGACAAGUCGACAAGUCCGACGCCGAGCUGUCAAUAAUCAAUGAAUCCGAUCAAUGAAUACUGAACCGUACUAUCAAUCUAAAUUUAGUUUACGUUGACGUUUCAGUCAAAUUUGAAAGUGCAUUUAUGUCACAUCGGCUUUGGUUCGGUCAGCAGAGUCAAAGGAAAAACUAGCGACUGCCAAAGAAUCGGCAAAUAUCGAAGGUAAAACUAAUAAUUGAAUGCCUUCGAUUGGUGUGUGUAAACUUAGUCAUCGGCUGAUUUGACUAGAUAUCGCGUCCCCUGUAUGCUUCGGGGACGAAUGUAUGGCCAAUCUCGUCUAUAUUUAUGACCUGCGAUUAUGCUUGGAGUGAUGUAAUCUGCAUCGGUGGUGGCCAGUAUAGCAUGUCCGGACGGUCAAGCGACGGCGCGACGCUCUUCAGUCCGGCUUGACCGUCUGUCGACAGUUUUGGAGGCCGAGUACCGAACUCUGCGGCGGCUUUAAGAGAAUUAUGUUAACGCAAUUUUAGAUUAUAUUCUUUUUGAUAUUUUAUUAUAUUUUAGAUUUUAAAGUAGGUUUUAUAAGUCUCGCGACACCUUAUCUCGUAACGUGAUAUUGAUUGAACUUAAAUGAUUUCACCCCGUUUUGUUGUUGAUUUACUUUGCUCAUUUAAUUUCUAAGCUUGAGUUAUUGGCUUGACAGUUGGAUUAGACCAGAUUUAACGGUCGACGAGUGCACGUCAUGUUGUAGAUAAGGUGUCAAUAGCUGCCCGGAGUUCGUUGUCGGCGUGAAUCGACGUCAAGCGCGAUUGACGGUGUGUCGCCCGUCGUCGCUGCAGACAGAAGUAAGCGGUCGACGAGCGAGCGGGCAUCAGUGCCCGGGUUUGAAUUUGUUAUAAAUAAAUAAUUAUUAUAUCAAUAAAUUUUUUAUUGUAAACUAA